AUCAUAUACAAGAUUCUCGAAGCUGUGUUGUUGUUUUUUUGUGUCUCAGAAUUUUCUGUUGGAGUUUUAAUUUAUAAUCUUUCCUGGUGGUGAUUAUUGAUUCUGCUCCUACCAAAUCGAAAUCAUGGUGGAGGAUGGUGGAGAUGAGGUUGCACUUGAUGCACGUUCCACAGAAGAUUGGUUGUUGCAUGCACAGGAACUUGUUCCUUUAGCACUUGAUAAGGCAAGAGAGGUUAAUGGGUUUCCUGGUAGAUGGAAGAUGAUCAUUUCGAAAUUAGAACAGAUCCCAUCAUGUUUAUCAGACUUGUCAAGCCAUCCAUGCUUCUCAAAGAAUGCUCUUUGCAAGGAGCAAUUGCAAGCUGUGUCAAACACACUCAGAGAAGCGAUUGGGUUGGCUGAGUUGUGUAUGAAGGAGAAGUAUGAGGGUAAGCUUAAAAUGCAAAGUGAUCUUGAUGCAUUAACUGGGAAACUGGAUUUGAACUUAAGGGAUUGUGGCCUUUUGAUCAAGACUGGUGUGCUUGGUGAGGCUACUUUGCCAUUGGCUUUGUGUGGUUCUGUGGUGGAAUCGGAUGUUGCAACACACAACAACAUAAGGGAAUUGCUGGCACGCCUUCAGAUCGGUCACCUGGAAGCAAAGCACAAAGCUUUAGACAACCUUGUUGAAGUUAUGAAAGAAGAUGAAAAGAAUGUUUUGGCUGUUAUGAGUCGGAGCAACAUUGCUGCUUUAGUUCAACUGCUUACAGCUACAUCUCCAAGGAUAAGGGAGAAGACAGUUACUGUUAUAUGCUCGCUUGCAGAAUCCGGUAGCUGCGAGAAUUGGCUAGUUUGUGAAGGAGUUCUGCCACCUCUUAUAAGGCUUGUUGAAUCAGGAAGUGCUGUGGGUAAAGAGAAGGCAACAAUAUCCCUUCAGAGGUUGUCAAUGUCAGCAGAAACAGCGCGUUCAAUCGUUGGACAUGGUGGGGUUCAUCCACUGGUUGAGCUUUGUCAAACUGGUGAUUCUGUGUCACAAGCUGCUGCUGCUUGUACUCUGAAGAAUAUAUCAGCUGUUCCUGAGGUUAGACAAGCUUUGGCUGAAGAAGGGAUUGUGAGGGUUAUGACAAAUUUGCUUAACUGUGGCAUUUUGUUAGGUUCCAAAGAGUAUGCAGCAGAAUGCUUGCAGAAUCUCACUGCAAGCAAUGAGAAUCUAAGGAGGAAUGUUAUAUCAGAAGGUGGUGUUAGGAGUCUUUUGGCUUAUCUUGAUGGUCCACUUCCUCAAGAAUCUGCUGUUGGAGCAUUGAGGAAUUUGGUUGGAUCAGUUUCUUGGGAAACUUUGGUUUCUCUUGGUUUCCUUCCCCGUUUGGUUCAUGUGCUAAAGUCUGGAUCCUUGGGUGCUCAACAAGCUGCGGCAUCUGCGCUAUGCCGGGUUUGCGGCUCAACAGAGAUGAAGAAAAUGGUUGGUGAGGCUGGAUGCAUCCCUCUCCUUGUUAAGAUGCUUGAGGCUAAAUCAAACAGUGCUAGAGAGGUUGCUGCACAAGCAAUUGCAAGCUUAAUGAUUCUGUCUCAGAAUUGUAGGGAAGUUAAGAAGGAUGAUAAAAGUGUGCCAAACCUGGUUCAGUUGCUUGAUCCAAGUCCACAUAACACUGCAAAAAAAUAUGCAGUUUCUUGCCUUGGAUCACUUUCUUCAAGUAAGAAAUGUAAGAAGCUAAUGAUCUCAUAUGGAGCAAUUGGUUAUCUGAAGAAACUUACAGAGAUGGACAUUCCAGGAGCUAAAAAGCUACAUGAACGAUUGGAAAGAGGGAAAUUGAGAAGUUUAUUUAGCAAGACAUAGGGGGGAAAAUGUUUCUUUCUUUUUUGUUAUCAUGAAGCAAAAUAGCUAAGACUGUAAACUGGAUUGCUCGAGCUUGCUAAUCUAUGUAUUGUAAUCAAUGUUAAAUUAUAAUAUAAAUAUUUAA
Messenger RNA from Gastrolobium bilobum, 1931 nucleotides. RefSeq names its product vacuolar protein 8. The record is from RefSeq and is a predicted model, not a curated record. Bases 125 to 1807 code for a protein of 560 amino acids. Gene Ontology annotation, molecular function: protein binding. Lineage: Eukaryota; Viridiplantae; Streptophyta; Magnoliopsida; Fabales; Fabaceae. The transcript has 2 exons.